AUUUCUCGGCCUAAUAUUCAUUUGUAGAGGUUUUUCCCAACCCAGGAGUAGUGACUAAACAGGCACAUUCUUCGAUACAACAAGGACGCAAGAUGGCCGAGCAUGUAGAGGCCAGCAGCACGAGCCCGGCCGCCGAGCCGGCGCCGCAGGUCGGCGCGAUCCAGAUCGUGCGCAUUGACGACGGGGGCACCAAGUUUGAGCUCAACGACGAAGCGAUCGAAUCCAUCCUUGGCAAGGUUCCCAAAGACAUGAAGGUUGCAAUCAUCUCGGUCGUCGGCGCCUUCCGUACGGGCAAGUCGUUCGUCUUGGAUCUCUUCUUGCGCUACUUGAAGUACACGUCGACGCACGAGUCGCCGGACGUCACGACGCGCGAGUGGGCCAUGGCGCACGGCGCGCAGCUCGAGGGCAACUCGAACUUUGAGCAGACGCACGGCGAGACGGGCUUUUCGUGGCGCGCAGGCCGGAAGCGCAACACGACCGGCAUUUGGAUGUGGGGCGAGCCGUUCAUCCGCAAGAGCAAGGACGGCGAAGACAUCGCCGUCUUCCUCAUCGACACGCAGGGCAUGUUUGAUUCCGAGACGUCGCAGAUGCUCACCGCGAGCAUCUUUGGUCUCAGCACGCUGCUGAGUUCGUACCAGAUUUACAACGUCGACAAGCGCGUCCAGGAAGACAACCUCCAGCAUCUGGCGCUCUUCACCGAAUAUGGCCGCAUGGCGCUCCAGGGCUCGAUCGACCAGAACGACAACGCCGAGAUGAAGGCCGCGUCGCUGCGCAGCAUUCAGUCGUUUGCCAAGGCGGUCUCGGACAAGAACCUUGCCAAGCAGGCGUCCAGCGACGCGAAUGACGUGGUCGACGCGACGGACGUCGAAGAUUCCAAGUCGGAUGACGACGACGAUGGCGAAGGCGCCCACGACGGGCAGAUGCGUCCAUUCCAGCACCUCGAUUUCCUCGUGCGGGAUUGGCAGGACUUCAAGCGCACGGCGACCCUCGACGAGAAGAAGGCCGACAUGAAGGCGUACACGCAGGAGAUCCUCGCGGCGCGCAAGCAGCAGGACCUCGCCGACACGCGCGAGCAGAUUUUUGCGUGCUUCCAGUCGAUCUCGUGCAUUCUGCUGUCGCACCCGGGCGAGGCCGUCACGGACCGCGACUAUGACGGGUCGAUUGACGAGAUUGACAGCCGCUUCAUGCAGCUCCUGACGUCAUACCUCAACCACCUCUUUGGCCCGUCGUCGCUCCAGCCCAAGAAGAUCCACGGCGUCGACGUCUCGUCGCAGGAGCUGCUCACCUUUAUCAAGUCGUACGCAGCGCUCUUCAAGGAGGCAACGAUCUUCCCGGAGGCCAAGACACUCCUUGAAGCGACCGCGGAAGCCAACAAUGUCAACAUGAAGGAGAAGGCUUUGCACAAGUACAAGCUUGAGAUGGCCAAGGUCGUCGGCCCCAAGUGCAACUACGUCAAGCCCAUGUACCUCACCGAGCACCACCGGUUGUGUACGCUCGGCGCCAUGACCAUCUUUGACAUGGGCGCCAAGAUGGGGCGGCAGUCGGCCAUUUUGAAGUUCCGCGGCCAACUCGCGCUCGAGAUUGAGAAGGAGCACGCGCGGUACGUCGAAGUCAACGACGAGCGCGACCCGUACAAGAACAUUGAGUUUUACAUUGUGCCGGCGACGAUGGCGCUCGUGCUCUUUGUGUUCCGCGUGACCCAAGACCUUUUCUGCUACGAGUCGGUUGGCUACGACAUUCCGAUCUACGACUGCAAGCAUGUGAGCGUGACGCUCUCGCACCUCUACUGGGCGAUCAUUACGUUCAUGCUCAUUGUGACGUUUGCGACCGGCAGCGUCAUGUACGACCGACUCAAGGCCGUCUACUCGAUCGCCAAGACGGCGUUCCUUGCCCAGGACGCCAAGCAAAAGACCGACUAAACCCCCUUGCAACGUUGCUAUUUUCAUGUCUUUUUGUAUCAA
Molecule: messenger RNA, 1961 nt
Organism: Saprolegnia diclina VS20
Lineage: Eukaryota; Oomycota; Saprolegniomycetes; Saprolegniales; Saprolegniaceae
Exons: 6
Coding region: 93-1919 (608 amino acids)
Molecular function (GO): GTPase activity; GTP binding
Source: RefSeq, a predicted model, not a curated record